Messenger RNA from Cucurbita pepo subsp. pepo (vegetable marrow), 1455 nucleotides. The record is from RefSeq and is a predicted model, not a curated record. NCBI's taxonomy places the organism in Eukaryota, Viridiplantae, Streptophyta, Magnoliopsida, Cucurbitales, Cucurbitaceae.
GUCUUCCUCAUUCCACUGUGUCCUGGUCUCGUAUCCAUUAUACUGUACAGAUAAUUAAUUGGUUUUGGUUUUCUCCAGCAAUCUGAAACCCUCGGUUGCUUUCCCCUCUCCCCCUUCUUCUACUUUUCACCUGUAAUUCCCGAUGCUUUGUUCGGUACGGGCCGGGAAGGCUGCUCCCAAUUGGCUGGACCGCCUGCGUUCCAACAAGGGUUUCCCGAUCGCCGACAAUCUUGACCUCGAUCACUUCCUCACUAACCAAAACCUGGACAAUCCCUCCCCCUCUUCGCUUCCUCAUUCUAGCCCCCAUUCCGCUCUGCCCGACCCCCACUCUGACUCUCAUCCCAAUUCCCACCGCCGGGACAAUUCCUCCUCCUCCAACUCUCCCAUUGAAAAUGGGAACCCAUCCUCAUACGGUAUCAUUACCGGCAUCCUCUCUGACCUCUUCAACAUGACGGGUGCCUCUCGGAGUUCCAAAUGUUCCGGCAAAAAGCUCCCCAGGAAACAGUCGAACCCCAAGAUUUGUUCCGUUCCCUCUCUUACUAAUGCUGACUACGCGGAUGACAAGAAUCUGUGUUGCGCCCAGAAAGAAGACAACAUCCUCUCAUCAAAUUCUGAUAAUAGCUCGAAAGGCGGCGCCAAUGCUGGUUCGGAUAAAGCUCAGAAUGCGCGCAGUAUGGUUGAAGAGGAAGAGGUGGAGGAUGAGAAGGGAGAGAAGGAACUUCAAGGAUACUCGAAGAGCGAGGUUACGGUCAUAGAUACUAGCAGCGACGUGUGGAAGUCCGACAAACUGAUUUUCAGAAGGAAGAAUGUAUGGAAGGUCAAGGACAAGAAGGGUAAGUUGAGGAGCUAUGGGAGGAAGAAGAGGAAGCAGUGUUCUGAAAUGAAUGGCCUUUCCGAUAUGACUGCUUCCGCAAGUAAGAAAACCAAAUUCUGGGGGUCAGAAGAACGCUUCCAUUUCAAUGCACCACAAAUCCGUGGAAAGGAAGCUCUAAAACAAUUGAACAAAGGAUAUAAUUCUCAGCAUUGUUCUGGCCCAGAAAUUAGUGUUAGUGCACCGGAUAGCAGUAAUGACAAAAAGGAGAAUGUUUGCUCCCUCUCCCAGGAAAAUGGCAGCUAUGAUCACUAAAGGAAGUGAUCCAUCCAAGGGCUUAGUUAGAGAAGGAUUUUAAUGAAAACGCACAGAACACUGACCAUGGUUCUGGAAAGCUGGGACAUUCGGUGGAUGGAUUGGCUGCUUAAGACUUCCUACUAUUCUAAUUUCUUAAUUAUUGGGACGACCCAUUUUACAGUUACUGCAAUUGCAUGAGUGGACUCUUGUCCGACUCGCGAACUAAACUUGAUGAUGGUAGAUGAAAAUUGGGUGUAACUAGUCUAUACAAGACGUGGUAUUUGUUUCAAAUGAUUUCAAGUGUAAUUCCGUCCUUGUGCUGAAUGCGCUCUAUUCUUUUUGGAUCA